AUGCAAUGUGGUGAACUCAGGCCCACUCAGGGAGGGGCAGGUGAGGAGGAGCUGCAGGUGAUUCAGCCUCAGGAGUCAGUGUCUGUCGCAGCCGGAGAGACGGCCACUCUGAGAUGCACCGCAACCUCCAUAUACCCCGUGGGGCCUUUCCAGUGGUUCAGAGGGACAGGGCCAGGCCGGGAGUUAAUCUACAAUUUCAGAGACAGCAGCCGCUUCCCCCGAGUAACAACGGUUGCAGAUUCCACGCAGAGAGACAACCUGGACUUUUCCAUCCGCAUCAGUAACAUCACCCCAGCAGAUGCGGGGACCUACUACUGUGUGAAGUUCCGGAGAGGAGCCAAUGACACGGAACUCAAGUCUGGAGGCGGCACCCAGCUCACCGUGAGUGCCAAACCCUCUCCCCCCGAGGUAUCGGGCCCCACGGGGAGGUCCACACCUGGGCAGACGGUGAACUUCACCUGCAAGUCCCACGGCUUCUCCCCCAGAAACAUCAUCCUGAAAUGGUUCAAAGAUGGGAAUGAGCUCCGAGCCUCCCAGACCACCGUGGACCCAAAGGGAGACAGCCCUUCCUACAGCAUCUCCAGCACAGCCACGGUGGUGCUGGCCCCGGGGGAUGUUCGCUCCCAGGUCAUCUGCCAGGUGGCCCACGACACCCUAAAGGGAGACACUCUUCUUCGUGGGACUGCCAACUUGUCUGAGAUCAUCCGAGUUCCGCCCACCGUGGAGGUUACCCAACAACACACAGUGUCAAAGAACCAGGUGAACGUCACCUGCCAGGUGAAGAACUUCUACCCCCAGCGCCUACAGCUGACCUGGUUGGAGAAUGGAAACACGUCCCGAACAGAAACGGCCUCGACCCGCAUAGCGAACAAGGAUGGGACCUUCAACUGGAGGAGCUGGAUCCCGGUGAACUUAUCUGCCCGCAGGGAGGACGUGACGCUCACCUGUCUGGUGGAGCACGAUGGGCAGCCAGCAGUCACCAAAAACCUCACCCUGAAGGCCUCUGCUCCUGAGAAGAACCAGAGCACAGAGGGAUCCUCUGGUGAGGCCUCCACUCCAACUGACCCAGCUCCAUUUAAAUUACGACAACUCUGGCAGCCUGCUGGCGGGGUGAAUGCGGAUGAAGAACCUCUUUACCCUGGUUUCUGCCCCAAGUGCGAGCCCACAGGAAGCUUCGGAGCUUCAGAGGGCCCGGUACUAUCCAUUCAACUCCUCGCAGCUGUCCUCCUAAGCUUCAAGGUGCUGCUGGCGGUUGGUGCCUCUGCCAUCUACGUCCACAGGAAGCGGACGGCCUGA
This is a messenger RNA of Miniopterus natalensis, 1296 nucleotides long. Lineage: Eukaryota; Metazoa; Chordata; Mammalia; Chiroptera; Miniopteridae. The record is from RefSeq and is a predicted model, not a curated record.